ACCCGUGUGGCAGAAUUCUGGACAUACUGUAGCCGGGGAAAGUGGAUGGAAGGCCAGACAGAAUGGAAUUACGGUAGUCCAAGCGGGUGAACACAAAUGCAUGGACUGGGGUUUCUGCAACAGUAUUUGAGUGAAAGUAGCCGUAAUACAUCUGUUCAGGAACUCAGUCGAAACAGGGAACGCUACAGUGUCAUUUUAAGUUCCAAGUUUUGUUCAAGAAUUUAUGCUCAAGUGGAUUCCUGUCUUGCUUUGCUAUUCAUUUGGUUUUCUUGCUGUUCAUCUGAAGGAAAAGAAAAAAAAUGUUGCUCAACAACACUACCACUUACGAUUACGACUACAUCAUUGCCACUUACGAUUACAACAACAAAACUACCACUGACGAUUACAACAAAACUACCACUGACGAUUACAACAAAACUACCCCUGACGAUUACGACGCUCAUGUGAGAGGAGCUCUUAUGUACAUGUACGUCAUAACGUACUCCUUGAUCAUUCUGCUGGGUCUUCCGCUCCACACGCACGUGAUCUGCACCAUCGCCUGCAAGAUGGAGAGGAGGACGGCGGCGACCGCCUGGUUCCUCGGGCUGUCCGUCGGGGACCUCAUCGUCAUCCUCCUCCUCCCCUUCCGCAUCGUCUCUGCCCUGGAAGACUUCACCUGGCGGUUCCAGGGCGCCCUGUGCAGGGCCUGCUCGUACCUGGCAUUCCUGAACAUGCACUCCGCCGCCCUGCUGCUGGCCUUCCUGGCCGUGGUCCGGAGCCUGCCCGGUGGAUUCUGCCACAGGCGCGCCGUGCCCAACGCCGCGGUCCUGGCAUCCUGGUUCGCGGGGGCCGUCCUGAGCAUCCCGUCGCUCCUGUACAGAGGCACGGAGGACACCAUCCGCGGGACGGUGUGCCGCGAACAGGAAGCCGUGGCGAUAGCGGGCGUGCGCUUCCUGUCCGGCUGGCUGUUUCCCUUCUGCGUCGCGCUCGUCUGCUCCUGCCUGGUGUCCAUGAAGAAGAAGGGCUUCAAAAUCAGGAACACCCAAGACUACCAGGUCGUCAGGCUCAUGAUCGCGGCGUUCCUCCUGUGCUGGCUGCCGUACCACGUCCUCGCGCUUCUGAGCGCCUACAGAGCGGACGUCCCCGAGGGUCUGCUCAGAGUCGGGCGGCCCAUUAGCACGGUACUGGCGUUCUCAAGCAGCUGCAUGAAUCCCAUAAUAUACAUGGCCGUGCGCAGGAGCGUGGACAUGCGCUGGAUGCAGCACGCCUUCUCCACCAGAAGAGGCAGCGGCAGCCCGAUGGCCGGCGAGGACACAGCUUUAUAGGAUACUCACUCGUCACGCACCACGGGCAGGAGAGACUUCGAGGAAGGCCAUUCAUAAACAAUCCAUCCGUCAUUCAUUGUUUUCCCCCCAAUACUGGACAUUCUGUAUCUUGUCAAACCUUCAAUACCUUUUCAGUGGAUUCGUUCAGCUCUGCUUUUGUCCAAAGUGACAAAGCCUAAUUUUUAUCUUAACGUGUGCACAAAACUGUUUCUCAACAUAACUCUCUGAACACUCGUUGCCGGCAAAAUAAAACAAGAUGUAAUGCAACGAUGUGUGUUAACCGACGCUUGUAAGUGUGCUCGACAGCUAUAACCCUCAUAAGACACAGGGGGGAGUACAGCCACCAUGACAAAUAAUGGUGACAGUAAUGACGUAUUUGGGGAAGGAACAAUUGUUUUAGCGAAACCAAUAACAUCUGCUACUUAUAAAUGAAACAGGAAGUAAGCACCUUUGACCAGUGUAUAUAUAUAAUGCAAGUUUGUAUUUCAGCAUGUUUUCUAACCAGACUGACAUCCGCAUUUGAUCAUAAAGGUAAGAUUUAAAGUUAAGCCUUUUUUUUAUUUUUUAAACCUUCGCAUGGUUUUUUGGUUUUCUUUUUUAAUAUAUGUAUAAAGAUGGCACUUACUGUUGAUUGCAGCUGAAUGAAGUGGGAAUAAAUACAUUAUUUAUGGCUA
This is a messenger RNA of Anguilla anguilla (European eel), 1978 nucleotides long. RefSeq names its product G-protein coupled receptor 1-like. Gene Ontology annotation, biological process: positive regulation of macrophage chemotaxis; positive regulation of cytosolic calcium ion concentration; regulation of calcium-mediated signaling. The record is from RefSeq and is a predicted model, not a curated record. The transcript is spliced from 3 exons. The coding region runs from base 300 to 1304 and encodes 334 amino acids. Lineage: Eukaryota; Metazoa; Chordata; Actinopteri; Anguilliformes; Anguillidae. Gene Ontology annotation, molecular function: G protein-coupled receptor activity; complement receptor activity. Gene Ontology annotation, cellular component: plasma membrane.